Molecule: messenger RNA, 1053 nt
Organism: Musca domestica (house fly)
Lineage: Eukaryota; Metazoa; Arthropoda; Insecta; Diptera; Muscidae
Product: pickpocket protein 19-like
Exons: 5
Coding region: 1-1053 (350 amino acids)
Biological process (GO): sodium ion transmembrane transport
Cellular component (GO): membrane
Molecular function (GO): ligand-gated sodium channel activity
Source: RefSeq, a predicted model, not a curated record
AUGAUAUAUCUUAAGGAAUUGGCACAUUAUAAAAAUACAAAUUUCGAACAUCCUCAUGGAUUGCAAAUCUUCAACAAAGGUGUAAAAACGCAACACAAAACAAAAUCAUGGUUUGAAAAAUUCAAAAAUCAAACACCAUUUUGUGGAGAAUGCAUUGCUGGCAUACAACACGUGUGGAAGCCUGAUACACGUACUCCAAUACGUAUCUUUUGGAUAAUUGUGAUUAUUGCAGCUACCAUAGGUUGUAUAUUGAUGUUGUUGAUGGUGUUUCGUUUGCGGAAGGAACAACCAUUGGCAACCGUGGUGGAGACGGCACAUUUACCCAUCUAUGCCAUACGUUUCCCCGCCUUGGCUCUGUGUCCAUACAAUCACAUCAAUUGGUUGCGUUAUCAUGCAGCUGAAGAGAGAUAUCUUCCCAAAAAUUCCACAAAGGAGAUACGAGAAUCCUUCUAUCAUCUACUGGUGGCCAUGGAACAUGUGGCCUUCACCCAUCUCAUACCAAUAGGAGAAUUUUUAAAACGUGGAACCCCACCGCAGGUGAUUCGUAAUAUUCCCCUGCAUGAUCUGGCCCAAUUCAUGGCUUAUCGUUGCAACGAAGUAUUUGUUUGGUGUGAAUUUGACACUACCCGAUAUGAUUGUUGUAAGAUUUUUAUACGAGAGCGUACGGAGCUCGGCGUGUGUUUGGUUUUCAACUCUCUCGUUUCGGAAGAUUCAAAAAAGAUACAGUUAACCGACCCCAGUUAUCCUUGGAGGGCACGUGAUUCAGGCGAACCGUCCGGUAUAACGGUUAUGCUGAGGCACAAUGAAAGUUAUGUUAGACCUAAUAGUACCAUACCAUUUCGAGUCACUCUAUUGGUAAAACAAGCCGAAGAAUGGAAUCAGCAAUUUCAUCAUACAUUCUAUCCCAAUACCCAUUCGGAUGUAAUGAUAUCACCAACACUAACUGAGACUUCAUCAGAGGCUAGAAUCAUCGAACCGGAAAGACGAGAAUUCAAAACUGAUGAAUGUAAAGUAUCGGAUUUAGAUUGUCUGUACAGAAAUAAAGUUAUUUGA